AUGGCAUCCAACGAAGAAGUCAUAGUAGUCGAAUCAAACUAUCGAAUUGGUGUGUCCGGUUUCCUAUCCACUGCAGACGAUGCUGUUUUGGGCAAAGCUGCUUUCAAGAAUCAACUGAUGGCCAUGAAAUGGACUCAAAAGAAUAUCGAAUAUUUCGGUGAGGAUCCGGAAAAGGUGACCAUUUUCUGCCAAAGCGCGGGAGGAAUGUCCAUCGGAGCACAUCUAGCUGAGUUGUACAGAGCCGCAAUUUGCCAAAGCGGUUGUUCUUUGUCUAAGUUUCUACUGACGACCCAAGUCGAUCCGAGAAAAGUUGCUUACGGCAUUGUUAAAUCCAUAGAUCCGUCUUUUAUAGAUCAAAACUCAACGGUCGAGAUACGCGACUUCCUCCAAAGUCAACCGACUGAUCCAAUAAACAGUGCAUUUGCCGCUCAUCCACCGCUAGUUCGAUUUGAUAUGUUUAGGAAUCCUACCCCUGAUGAAUCGGAUCCGCUGAUCAACUUAAAGUGGCCUCAAGUAUCAGGAUCGUUUAUUCCGUACCUGUACAUCGAUAAGGAUCUUGAAGUGAAACUCGCCAAGAAAGUUAUUGAAAUGGCUAUGUGGAACGACGUCUACAACAAUUUUUCACCGGAUUUUAACAUAUCAGAUUUUAGAUUCGAUUUACGUUGA
This is a messenger RNA of Cylas formicarius (sweet potato weevil), 666 nucleotides long. Its product is annotated as pyrethroid hydrolase Ces2a-like. The record is from RefSeq and is a predicted model, not a curated record. NCBI's taxonomy places the organism in Eukaryota, Metazoa, Arthropoda, Insecta, Coleoptera, Brentidae. The transcript has 3 exons. Bases 1 to 666 code for a protein of 221 amino acids.